Centruroides sculpturatus (bark scorpion) is the source of this 1748-nucleotide messenger RNA. RefSeq names its product deoxynucleoside triphosphate triphosphohydrolase SAMHD1-like. Gene Ontology annotation, cellular component: nucleus. The coding region runs from base 118 to 1584 and encodes 488 amino acids. Gene Ontology annotation, molecular function: dGTPase activity. Gene Ontology annotation, biological process: dGTP catabolic process. The record is from RefSeq and is a predicted model, not a curated record. Lineage: Eukaryota; Metazoa; Arthropoda; Arachnida; Scorpiones; Buthidae. The transcript has 13 exons.
UUAUCGCUAUUAUAAAUUGUUUACAGCAGACAUUAAAUGAAAGGGAAACUUUAAUGACUGUUACAGAAAUUUCUCUUCUUCAUUUUCUACGCAGUCAAAUUUUAAAUUUCAGAAGGAAUGCCGUUUAUCGGAAACCAUAUUAACAAUAACAUUUGCGAGGAUAAUGGAAAUACUCAAAAGAUAUUUUGCGAUCCUGUUCACGGACAAAUCAGUUUCAAUGCUUUAUGUCUGAAAAUCAUAGACACGCCAGAAUUUCAAAGACUUCGCUUCAUCAAGCAGUUGGGAUUUCUCUACACUGUUUAUCCAGGAGCUAACAAUAAUCGCUUCGAACACUCUUUAGGAGUUGCUUAUUUGUCGAAGAAGUUUCUUCUGGAAUUAAGAAACAACCAACCGGAAUUAAAUAUAACGGACCAAGAAAUAAAUUGCGUACAGAUUGCGGGACUUUGCCACGAUCUCGGUCACGGUCCAUUUUCUCAUUCGUGGGAAAGAUUUAUGAGGAAGUGCAGAAAAAAACGUAAAGACGAAAGCAAACCGUGGAAUCACGAAGAAGUAUCCAUUAAAAUAUUUGAUUAUCUUGUACGAAAAUAUAAAUUGGAAGAGGAAUUUCAAAGAUAUAAUAUAGACAAAACGAAAAUCAAUUUCAUCAGAGAUCUUAUGAAAGGAAAACCUACUUGCGAUGAGCGGACAUUCCUCUUUCAAAUCGUGAAUAACGAAGAAUCGGGAUUAGACGUCGAUAAAUGGGAUUAUUAUCUCCGCGACUGCCUGUAUCUCGGAAUCAAAUGCGGAUUCGAAUACAAACGCCUCAUGCAAUUUGCAAGAGUAAAUGAUGUCGAUGGUAAAAAGGUUAUAUGUUUCCGUGACAAAGUUGUAAGUACUGUUUACAAGAAUUUUCUAACAAGAAGUGAAUUGCAUCACGCUGCUUACCAACAUCGCAUGAACAGAAGAAUAGAAAGAAUUAUUUUCGAUGCUUUAUUGGAAGCGGAUGGAAAAGUUUUAGCGCCUAACGGUGAAAAUUUUCAGUUCUACAAUUGGACUAAUGCAGUGAACAGAGAGGAAGAAGUUAUUGAAUUGACAAUGAGAAACUUCUGCAUGAUGACUGACAACGCUGUUUACGAUUCUCUGAAAUACUCAAAAAUAGAGAAAGUUCGAAAUAUACUGGAUAUAGUAGAGAGACGCUUUCAAAAUUCUAAAAUAUAUCAGACGGUUUCUCAUUGGUCCGUUGCUGAAAAGCCCGAUAAGAAAACUAUAAAAGCAGCAAUUAUGAAAUGUGCGCAAGAAUUAUCUCCGGAUGAAAAAAGAGACUUUUAUAAAAAAUAUGGAACUGAUUUUGAAUUACGCGAAGAAGAUUUUAAGAUUCAGAUAAUUUCGAUCGAUUGGGGCAAGGGUGAAGAUAAUCCAGUUAGUCGUGUCUACUUCUUUUCUAAAUAUAACAUGGAUGCUACUUGGAAAGAAGAGCAAACUAACUGGAUGAUGCCGAAAACAUUCAGAGAUGUGAAACUUAGUGUUUUAUGUAAACGCCAUGACGAUACGACAUUCGAAAAAUUACGAAUUUGUUGCGAAAAAUACGAUGCAAUGCGCACUUAAUGGCAUCUUUAAACUUGCACAACGAAUUUGUGACAGUUAUAAAAUAAAUAUUCCCGUAAGUUAAUAUAUUCUAAAUUAAAUUAUAAUUCUAUUAUAUUGUAGGAUACUUAUAAAUUUUCAGUGAAGCGAAUGAGUUAACUUGUAUACGUGCUAUUUACAGUUGA